CAGCACGAAGCGGCGGAGGCGGCUGGAUGGAGUCCUCAGAGUCUUGAGAUAUUUACGGGCUAUGAAUUUACGCACGAAGAUCGCUUCAAUACCUGGCCGGACUUUCUUUUUAGUUUCUUAAUAAAGAAUUAAUGUGUGCUCUUUUCAAAUAUUGGUCGUUUUACUGCUUUUUUAUCUAAAUAAAGAAACCAGUACAAGAAGGGCCGGCCGAGUGAGCGCAGAUGAGCGGACGCUACACGAGUGGGUCGCGGCCCAUACCAUACGAGAUUGCAGUACAUUAAACAUCUGAAGGAGUUGGAUUGGAGUUCUAGCACAGGUGGAGACCAACACUGUGCCCUUGUGCACCAGGACAGUGUCUGCCUUCUCCUCCUGCAUCCCUUCAGAGCUGUCUCUGGAACAGGGAACCCAAACAGAGGGGAGGCGUAGCUGCCCUCACAUCUGAAUCUUUGCUGUGCAUCCCAGAAAUCACGUGGGUGUCAGGAAGCAAUACGAGUCAUUUGCAUCCGGGAAACAAGGACAACCUGCAGGUGUAACCUGAGCAGGAAUUAACUUCCCACUGACCCUUCAGAGAGGACCCUGAGGAAUUUUUUUUUUCUCCUGCACCACAGCUCCCAGAAUGUCAAUCACUAAUACACCCACCAGCAAUGAUGCCUGCCUUAGCAUUGUGCACAGCCUGAUGUGCCACCGGCAGGGUGGAGAGAGUGAGACGUUUGCUAAGCGUGCAAUUGAGAGUCUGGUGAAGAAGCUGAAAGAGAAAAAAGAUGAGCUGGACUCGCUCAUCACAGCCAUCACCACUAAUGGGGCGCACCCUAGCAAGUGUGUCACCAUUCAGCGCACCUUGGAUGGACGUCUGCAGGUGGCUGGAAGGAAAGGUUUCCCCCAUGUCAUCUAUGCACGACUGUGGCGCUGGCCUGACUUGCACAAAAAUGAGCUGAAGCAUGUCAAGUAUUGCCAAUUUGCCUUUGACCUCAAGUGUGACAGCGUCUGUGUGAAUCCCUACCACUAUGAGAGGGUCGUAUCACCUGGCAUUGACCUGUCAGGACUGACUCUGACCAGCUCUGCUCCAUCAGGGUUGAUGGUGAAGGAUGAGACAGAAUAUGAGGGCCAGUCCCUGCUGCCCAACAUGGACGGUCACUCCAUCCAGACGAUCCAGCAUCCCCCCUCCAGCCGGACUGCACCCCCUGAGCCUUUCAGCACCCCCUCCCUGCUGCCCCCGUCUGAUGCCAGCAGCUCCGCCUCUUCUUCCACUUUCCCCAGCAUUGCUGUUGGCACCGCAACCCCAUCCAGCAGUCUACUCCCAGGGAGCCACAGUGAGGGCCUGCUGCCGAUGGCCCCGGGGACAGCACAGGGUGCUCAGCAGAACGGCUUCCCUCCUGCUCCACCUGCCACUUACCACCACAAUGCCACCUCCACCUGGACAAGAAAUGGCAGCUUCACACCCAACAUGAGUCACCACCCAAACGGGCACCUGCAGCACCACCCCCCGAUGCCCCAUCCAGGACACUAUUGGCCAGUGCACAAUGAGAUUGCAUUUCAACCCCCCAUAUCCAACCAUCCAGCUCCAGACUACUGGUGCUCCAUUGCCUACUUUGAGAUGGACGUCCAGGUUGGUGAGACAUUCAAAGUGCCAUCCUCCUGUCCCAUUGUGACUGUGGAUGGAUAUGUGGACCCCUCAGGAGGUGAUCGUUUCUGCCUUGGUCAGCUUAGCAACGUGCACCGGACCGAGGCCAUUGAGAGAGCCAGGCUUCACAUUGGAAAGGGGGUGCAGCUGGAGUGUAAAGGCGAGGGUGACGUGUGGGUGCGUUGCCUUAGCGACCAUGCUGUCUUUGUUCAGAGCUAUUACUUGGAUCGCGAGGCUGGUCGAGCCCCAGGUGAUGCCGUGCACAAGAUCUACCCCAGCGCCUAUAUCAAGGUAUUUGACCUGCGGCAAUGCCACCGACAGAUGCAACAGCAGGCAGCCACUGCGCAGGCAGCUGCUGCAGCCCAGGCAGCUGCUGUUGCCGGUAACAUCCCAGGCCCCGGUUCCGUGGGAGGAAUUGCCCCUGCCAUCAGUCUGUCGGCUGCUGCCGGCAUUGGUGUAGAUGACCUGCGACGGCUGUGUAUCCUGCGCAUGAGCUUUGUGAAGGGCUGGGGGCCAGACUAUCCCCGCCAGAGUAUCAAGGAGACCCCCUGCUGGAUUGAGAUCCACCUGCAUCGUGCGCUGCAGCUCUUGGAUGAGGUGCUGCACACCAUGCCUAUUGCUGACCCACAGCCGCUGGACUGAGCCAUCAGGGGAAUGCUGCUACAACUGAGAGACCCUGGCAAGUUGAACACGAAGGAACCCCCAUCCUCCCCUGCAACUUUAUUAUGUAAUCAUUGAGGGCCCAAGGACCCAUGGGUCACAACUUUUUUUUUUUUUUUUGUUCUCCCCCCUUUAAAGCCCUAGUUCCCCUUUCCCUCAAGCAACAGUGCAGCUGUAGUCAUCUAUGCCGCAGGGUGCGGCAGCAGUUACCCAGUCUAGUCAUGUUAAUUUUUGGUUUAAUUUGUUUUUUUUUCCUUGUGUGUAUAUUUCAAAAUAAUUGGAAUAACAUCUAAUUUUAGUGAAUUUGCUUUUUUUUAAUCCUCUAUAAUUGCUCUCAUGACCCUUCUCAAGUGGUUGUAUAGAUAGGGAGGUGUGGAUGUUAGGCUGCUGUGGCCAGAAGUGGAGUGUUUCAUAUUAUUUGAGGCAUACAUACACACAUGAAGUAGUCAGUUCGUAGCAAAAGGUUUUCAUUUAACACUAAGACACAUUUUUUUCCUCAUAUGAACAUUUUUUUUUUUCCCCCCACGCAGUAGCUUCUCACUUUGUAAAGUUGUUUUUAUUUUGUAAAUAGUUACCAUUGCUGUCAUUUCCAGUGAAACCCUGCAGCUGCUCAGGUUGUACUGGCAUAGAGGUGCAGGUUCUCGAAGAAAUGUAAAAAUAAGUUCUCAGAAAACACCGAGGGUGACAGUUAGUUAUCACUGAGCAAAAGUUGGGCAAGACCUGCCUCACUUUUUUUUUUUUUUUUUUUCCUCUUGCAUGCCAUUCUGUCAGUCAUAUACCUUGUUUGCUUUGUAUCAUGUAGGUCACUGCAGAGAACUUCUGUUCUCACACCCCUAUCUCUGAAUUAUUCUAAUUCAAAAUGGUAGUUAUACUUCAGUUCCUUUUAACCACCCACCCAAAAAUUCUUAUUUUGUAAGUGUAUUACUUGAUAAACACCUGAUGCAGAUUCGAUGCGUUUCUACUUUUGGGUAACUUCAUGUUUACCUUUACUUUCCUGACCAUUGCUUUAAUUGGAUUUCCCCCCCCCCUGCUGGUAUUACAUUACAGGCUCAAAAGUGUUUAAGUACCAAUGGAAGUGAGCUUGUCAGUGUGAGGUUGAUCUUCAUUGGAAUUUUCAGCUGUACAAACAAUACAGUGCAUUUUGCUUUUAUGUGCAUUUUAUUUCUUCCAUACUCCCCCCAAAACCUUUUGAAACUGUAAAUGUCAAGAAUUUCAAACACUAACUGAUGGGAUAUGAGCGCUGUCAUCAAACCAUCAUUCAAUGACAUUGGGUUUCUUGCCAGUCAUUUGACAACUACAAUGUACUUUUUCCCAAGGUGCAGCAUCAAUACUUAGCUUUUAUACAGUAGCUUGUGUGUGUGACUUACUGACAUUGCUAUUAAAUCAGACAUGGAAAAUUAAAAGCAGGGCAAGUUCCUUAAAACUGGACAAAUUUGGCACCUGUAGGUUUCUUGUACGAGUUGUAUUUCUUAAUGAUUAAACUAGUAAAGACCUGAGUAAGUUUCUGUCCUGUUAAACCAAAUGUAGCUGAGCAAUUUUACCCUUAAGUUUGGAAGCUUGACAUCACUAUGGCCUGGAAUACUGCUCUAGUGUGAAAUCUUAAAUAUUGUAAUAGGAUGAAUACUGAUUUGAAAAGGCUAAAUUAAACCAUGUAGAACAUGAGGCAAAUCAGUGGUUGUGCUCUAUAAGACUAGAGAAGCACUAAGGUAUAGUAAGUACGGGGGGGGGCUGUUUCACAGCCACAGUGUAGCCAUUUCCUAAGCAGCUGUUAACAUGCUUGACCUACUUUGACUGACCUCAAUUCCCUGCAGUGUCCACAUCCCUCCUUGUGGCAAGACCAAGAAGUGCAGCACAGCUCUCCCCUCGCCCACUCUGUGUGGGUUUCAACAUCAUGGACUGAGUGGGUGGCAGAAACAGCAUAGGGGUUGCAAGUUCAUAUCCUACUCCAGCUUUAGUACCCUUAAGCAAGGUACUUACCCUAAAUUGCUCAAAUGGGUAAAUCAUUGUAAGCUGCACUGGAAAAAAACCUUAGCUACAUAAGUAAAACAGCCAUGCACUAAAGACAGCUGUAGCAUAAAGAAGCCAGUUCAAGUUGUACCAAGAUCCCCAAAACAUCAGGGAU
Scleropages formosus (Asian bonytongue) is the source of this 4403-nucleotide messenger RNA. It is a transcript of the gene smad4b, whose product is annotated as SMAD family member 4b. Gene Ontology annotation, molecular function: RNA polymerase II cis-regulatory region sequence-specific DNA binding; DNA-binding transcription factor activity, RNA polymerase II-specific; I-SMAD binding. Bases 617 to 2263 code for a protein of 548 amino acids. Gene Ontology annotation, cellular component: heteromeric SMAD protein complex. The transcript has 12 exons. Gene Ontology annotation, biological process: SMAD protein signal transduction; BMP signaling pathway; cell differentiation. Lineage: Eukaryota; Metazoa; Chordata; Actinopteri; Osteoglossiformes; Osteoglossidae. The record is from RefSeq and is a predicted model, not a curated record.